Molecule: messenger RNA, 597 nt
Organism: Micropterus dolomieu (smallmouth bass)
Lineage: Eukaryota; Metazoa; Chordata; Actinopteri; Centrarchiformes; Centrarchidae
Product: galactose-specific lectin nattectin-like
Exons: 7
Coding region: 1-597 (198 amino acids)
Molecular function (GO): signaling receptor activity
Source: RefSeq, a predicted model, not a curated record
AUGACUCAGAGUGGGCAGGAUGGUGACAGAGGUCAUCAGAACUGGUUUUGGAGCGACAACUCCCCCUUCAGGAUGAGUGAUUGGACCAAGCAGAAGCAGGGAAAUAUCAGCGAGGGCGGAGCUUGCAUGGAAAUGGACCCAAUAAUUCCUCUCGUCUUGACUGUCCUCCUGACUGAGACGUCUGCUUCACUGUCAUCUUCAGGGACGGAGCAGGUCUUUUCAUGCCCACCUCGGUGGCUCCUGUUUGGGCAGAGAUGCUUCGCUUUCUACCCUGUGUGGAGCUCCUGGAGCGAUGCCGAUUUAUUGUGCUCUCAGGCAGCUGGUAAACUGGCGUCGCUUCACACACCAAAGGAGAGACAGUUUGUCCGUCUGCUAGCAAACACACACACACCUGUGUGGCUGGGUGGAUACCAGGAACAGCAGAACUGGUUUUGGAGCGACAACUCCCCCUUCAGGAUGAGUGAUUGGACCAAGCAGAAGCAGGGAAAUAUCAGCGAGGGCGGAGCUUGCAUGGAAAUGGACCCAAUAAGUGGAAAGCUGCACAGCGCCCCCUGUGGAGAGCUCAGGUUCUACAUCUGCUCCACCACAGUCAGGUAG